GUAAUAUCUCAUCUGUCCAAUUUCUUUUGGGCGUGCCACGAGAGGACUGGAAUAUUUUGUACUUAAUUACUUGGCAUUCCCCUUUUUAAGUAUUAUUUAAUUUCCACAUUUUUCUGAAAAUUUGCAUCAAAACGUGGACCAUACAUGAAUAUAAUGAUGCAGCUUUUACAUCCCAGGUUCAUGGAUUCGAAUUUCAGCCCAAGCCCUACGGAGGCACAUCCUGAUACGAUGGAUUUUCUGUCUCUUGCAUGGUGCAAUUUUGCAGUACAAGCUUUGCAACCAGAGCAACAAGACCACCAAUCUCUAGUUUCGUUAAGUGAUCCAAUUAUCAAGUUUGAGAGCCAAAACAUGACUCAAAUCACGAAGUUGGACAAGAAUGCAAAGAUGGAUGGUGCAGAUGCCAAGCCUAUACCACCAUGGAAAUCUAAUGAUGUAAAGUCAUGGAUAUGGAUGCAACAAGCCAUGCAUCCAGAAUUGAACUACAACAGCUAUUUCCGAAAGAAAUGGCUGUCAUGGAAGAUAGUGCCAUUCAAGAACAUGUCGAUCAAGAAGUGGCUGAAGGAGAUUAAAGAAAGGCGGAAAGAGGAACACAGGUUGCAAAGAGCUGAAGUCCAUGCAGCUAUAUCUAUGGCAGGUGUGGCAGCAGCGCUUGCUGCCAUUGCGGCUGAAAGCUCUGGAAAGAAUGAGAGCACUGCUAAGGAAGGAGCUGUGGCUUCUGCAGCUGCUCUGGUGGCAGCCCAGUGUGCAAAAGUUGCAGAAGCAAUGGGAGCAAAGAAGGAACAGAUCAGCAGUGUAAUAGGUUCAGCCAUGAGUAGCACAAGUGCAAGUGAUAUCUUAACCCUCACAGCUGCAGCUGCAACAUCAUUAAAAGGAGCAGCUACACUUAAAGCAAGAUCAGGAUGCAAGAAUAUGCUACAUGGGGGUGCACCCGUGCUGCCCAUCGAGGAGAGCCAUGAGGUUGACUUCGACUUUGAAAAGUGUAGGUCAAUGCUUGGAAUGGGUGCGCACCUCAGCAUCGAAACACCAGAUGGGAAGUACACGGUCAGAUCAGUGUCCGUCAUCCUAAGCAGUGAAGCCAAGGUUGUUCUUAAAAUAAGGAAGCUCAGUCUAUUGAAAAGCAAGCAGGAAAGUAUCAUACUGGACAUGCAUGCAGAGCUGUAUAAAGAUUCAGAGGCAGAGACUGGUACAGGUUAUCUUAUCGUCUUGACAACGAGUAAGGGGACAUUCAAACUUGACAUGGAAGAUGACUAUCAACGUUACACAACAUGGGCCACAACCAUUAAUCAUAUGCUGAUGCUCUCUACUUCAUUAUCAAAAUAUCAUCUUCAGUUCUACAAAAACUAAUGUCACCAGCUAUUACUAUAAUCAAUUUGUUGCACCGAUGUGCAUAUCUGUCCUGUUUUAUGUAAUUAUCACAAGUAAAUUCAUAAUU
Molecule: messenger RNA, 1432 nt
Organism: Rosa chinensis
Lineage: Eukaryota; Viridiplantae; Streptophyta; Magnoliopsida; Rosales; Rosaceae
Product: VAN3-binding protein
Exons: 9
Coding region: 145-1344 (399 amino acids)
Source: RefSeq, a predicted model, not a curated record